Molecule: messenger RNA, 1578 nt
Organism: Lithohypha guttulata
Lineage: Eukaryota; Fungi; Ascomycota; Eurotiomycetes; Chaetothyriales; Trichomeriaceae
Exons: 1
Coding region: 1-1578 (525 amino acids)
Biological process (GO): transmembrane transport
Cellular component (GO): membrane
Molecular function (GO): transmembrane transporter activity
Source: RefSeq, a predicted model, not a curated record
AUGGCGUCACCGAACGAAGACGGUGUCUCACCACCACCACUCAGCAGCUCUGACAUUCUGGCCGUUGAGGAGACAGAGGAAGAGAAGAUCCAACGACUUGGCCGAGAGAGGCCGCCGUGUUUCAAGUCUGCAUGGUCCGAGGUCGUCUUCGUGGCUACCGUUGCCAUGAGUCAGAUAUUGACCGAGUUCUUUGUUUCAGGCUUCAAUAUCUUGUUACCCACAGUCACGAAUGAACUUCAUAUCCCGACCUCCUCGAGCGUCUGGCCAGCUACUGCCUUUUCAUUAUCGAUCGCAAGCACACUUCUUAUCUUCGGUCGGCUGGGCGAUCAAUAUGGUGCCUACAUCGUCUACACUAGCGGACUAGCAUGGCUUCUGCUCUGGUCUCUCGUUGCAGGAUUCAGUCAGAAUGCGCUGAUGCUGAUCUUUUGUCGUGCACUGCAAGGUCUAGGCCCGGCCGCCUUCUUACCUACCGGUGUGCAACUGAUUGGCAGCUCGUAUCGACCAGGUCCUCGCAAGAACAUCGUCUUCUCGAUAUAUGGCAGUGCGGCUGUAGGUGGGUUCUUCCUCGGCAUCUUCUGUGCUGGCAUGAUUGCACAAUUUACGCAAUUUGGGUGGUACUUCUGGGUUGGCGCUAUACUCACGGCCUUGACCUUGGCGCUCGCAAUAUUUGCUGUGUCAAACGAUAGGGAGAAGGCAAAGGAAUACCACAACGAGAUGGACUGGGUUGGUGCCGGAUUGAUACUAUCUGGUGUUGUGCUUCUGGUCUUUUCAUUGACCGAUUCGGCACACAGAGGAUGGCAGACUCCACAUAUUCCAACACUAUUCAGUGUGUCGGUUGUCUUGCUACUCAUUGCGUUCUAUUACGAGGGAUGGGUCGCCAAAAGUCCUCUGCUGCCUUCGGACAUCUUCACUGUCCCUCCUGCAACUCCUCUCUACUUGUCCAUUUUCGUCCUAUACGGCACAGUUGGCAUGUAUCUGCUCUAUGGUACUCAGUACUUCGAAGCUGUGAUGGGCGCCUCUCCGCUACAGAUCGUGGCAUGGUAUAGUCCAAUGGCCAUAGGCGGGUUCGUUUUGGCGCUCGGUGAAGGUUUACUUCUGCACUUUGUUCCUGGUCGAAUCCUGCUGAUCAUAUCUGGAUGUGGAGCUGUUGGUGCUCAGCUUCUGCUUGCACUGGUUCCAGUUGGAGGAAGCUAUUGGGCAUAUAUUUUCCCAUCAAUGGUACUGGGAACAAUUGGUAUCGACCUUUCGAUCACCCUUGUCAUGGUCUUCGUGACCACACAGCUACCAUUGGCUCGGCAAGGAUUAGCUGGUGGCUUCGUGAACUCUGUCCUGCAGUUGGGAAUGGCUUUCCAGAUUGGCUUAGCCGAUAUCAUUCGUGCAAAGACAGAGCCUUAUGCGGGGACCGUCCAGAGCUACAAGAACGUGUUUUACUUCGGUGUUGCUGCAGGUGCGCUUAGUCUUGUCAUCUUAGCAUGGAAGGGCAAGGUCGCUGCUGCAUCGGCAGAUCUGACAGCGGAUGAGAAGGCGCAAUUGCAGAGGGCAGCAACUCGUGAAAGUCAGAAGGUUGAUGGACAUUAG